GUGGUGGACAUCAUGCGAGUCAACGUCGACAAGGUCCUAGAGAGAGAUCAGAAGCUCUCGGAGCUGGACGACCGUGCCGACGCCCUUCAAGCCGGAGCCUCCCAAUUCGAAACCAGCGCCGCCAAGCUUAAGCGCAAAUACUGGUGGAAGAACUUAAAGAUGAUGAUAAUUCUGGGGGUGAUAUGCGCCAUUAUCUUGAUCAUCAUCAUUGUUUACUUCAGUACUUAGUGGGAAUUCUCCGAGACGUUUCCCCAACCAGGAGCAGCGGCCAGGAGAGGCGCAGGGGCCCGAGUCUUCCAGCGCCCAGCUUUCCCGCCAUACCCCGCCCCUCCCGACUCCU
Molecule: messenger RNA, 340 nt
Organism: Thamnophis sirtalis
Lineage: Eukaryota; Metazoa; Chordata; Lepidosauria; Squamata; Natricidae
Source: RefSeq, a predicted model, not a curated record